Neoarius graeffei (lesser salmon catfish) is the source of this 1052-nucleotide messenger RNA. It is a transcript of the gene snapc5, whose product is annotated as small nuclear RNA activating complex, polypeptide 5. Gene Ontology annotation, cellular component: nucleus. The record is from RefSeq and is a predicted model, not a curated record. Bases 119 to 457 code for a protein of 112 amino acids. Gene Ontology annotation, biological process: transcription by RNA polymerase II; transcription initiation at RNA polymerase III promoter. The transcript is spliced from 4 exons. Lineage: Eukaryota; Metazoa; Chordata; Actinopteri; Siluriformes; Ariidae.
CGGCUCGGGAAAGAUUACAUGGACGAGCACAGAGCCUCCUCUCACCAUUAUGCCUGUUCUACACGCUGAAAUAACAUAGAUCUGAUGUGCAGGAAUGCUAUAAAUCUUCUCCUCCAUCAUGCUGAGUCGCUUGCAUGAGCUCAAGAAAGAAGAGGAGACUCUUCUGAAGAUCAAAGUCAUGCUGCAAGAUCAGCUUAACAGGCUAAAGUUUGAAGAGGGAGCCCUGAAGUCCAUGAUCAGUGCUCAGUCUGAGGACAGCCCAGCUGAUCCUGCUCCUCCUGAGACUGAGGUCAACCCAGACAAUGAAAGUGAGAUCAAUCAGACUAAGCUAACACUAGGUGCUCCCACUGACUAUGAAAUGGAAGAGGAAGAGGAGGAGGAUGACGACGACGAUGAAGAGGAUGAUCUUGACAUGGUGCUUGAGGAGGAGGAGGAGGAAGAUGACGACAACUACUGAGUUUACAUUCAAUUAGCACAAGUGAACUGUCUGACUAUCAGUUAGGUAUGUAAUGAGCAAAAUAGCAUGCCAAAAGAUGUGUUAAUAGGUUGUUCUGUUUCUCUUUUUGUUUAAAGAUGAUGCUAUAAUUUAUUAACUAUAGAUAAGACAACUUGAUCAAACCACAAAAUGAUGUGUAGCAACUAGCAAGCAUAGAAGCUCAGACAUCUUUUCUGGUACUGUAUAUGAGGCGAAGCCUACACUGUUGUCACUUUUGUAAAUGUAAGCCUGCUCCAUUAUUGUAUUUCAUUAAUUCUAUUGAAAAAUAACAUGUAGCUGAUGUUUCAGAUGACUGUACAUCCAGGUUGAAUGUACUUCUAUAAAUGUGUGGACUUCAUAGCAUUUGUAUUUGAGUUGAGAGCUGCCAGAGAUACUUUUAAAAUGUAAUUUGAGAGACCGAGUGAAUGCAUGUGUGUAUGAAAUGCAUGUGCAUGGGUCAUUUCUUGAUGAGCCAGUACUGUACAGUGAUGUCUUUUUGUACUCCAUGAGGAAUAUUGUAUAUGUUUAGUACAGUGGUUUAAAUUACUUAAGCACAAUACAGAAAUUGGAAUCUGUC